Molecule: messenger RNA, 1217 nt
Organism: Pogona vitticeps (central bearded dragon)
Lineage: Eukaryota; Metazoa; Chordata; Lepidosauria; Squamata; Agamidae
Gene: GTF2F2
Product: general transcription factor IIF subunit 2
Biological process (GO): transcription by RNA polymerase II; transcription initiation at RNA polymerase II promoter
Cellular component (GO): transcription factor TFIIF complex
Source: RefSeq, a predicted model, not a curated record
UUUUUUUCAUCAGUCGCCGCCGACCACCUGCCCUCCGCGCGCCACCCUCGCCCUCUUGACAGCCUUCCGCGCGCGUGCCGCCGCUGAAGCGUUUGUGAUGUGAAAGCCUGCUUGGCCUCCGUAGGCCGCCGUAGCUCGGAGUGCACUCCCAAUUUCUGCUCGGGUUGCUGCCAUUGCCUCGGCGUUUGUCAAGAGUUAGAAGCUGGGCCAUGAGCGAGAAAGGGGAGCUGGACCUGACCGGGGCCAAGCAGAACACGGGCAUGUGGCUCGUCAAGGUCCCAAAAUACUUGUCUCAGCAAUGGAAUAAAGCUUCAGGAAGAGGUGAAGUAGGGAAGCUAAGAAUUGCCAAAAAUCAAGGAAGAACUGAGGUAUCAUUCACUUUGAAUGAAGAUCUUGCAAAUAUUGACGAUAUUGGUGGGAAGCCAACUUCCAUCAGCGCACCCAGAGAACAUCCUUUUCUGUUACAAAGUGUGGGAGGACAGACAUUAACUGUGUUUACAGAGAGCCCCUUAGAAUGCCAGACCGAUGAAAAAUCUGAGAGUAACAAUAGCGAAAAACUGUCAUUGGAAGGAAUAGUGGUCCAACGUGCAGAGUGCAGGCCUGCAGCCAGUGAAAACUAUAUGAAGUUGAAAAGGUUGCAGAUAGAAGAAUCUUCUAAACCUGUAAGCUGGACAAUGCAGCUAGAUAAAGCUGUGACCACGAACUACAAACCAGUGGCUAACCAUCAGUAUAAUAUUGAGUAUGAAAAGAAGAAAAAAGAAGAUGGAAAACGGGCUCGGGCUGAAAAGCAACAAGUGUUAGACAUGCUUUUUUCAGCUUUUGAAAAACACUAGUAUUACAACAUUAAAGACUUAGUGGACAUAACUAAGCAACCAGUGAGCUAUUUGAAAGAAAUUUUAAGAGAAAUCGGUAUCUACAACGUUAAAGGGACACACAAAAAUACCUGGGAACUUAAGCCUGAAUAUAGGCAUUACCAAGGUGAAGAUAAGAGCGAUUAGUAGAAAUCUUGGUCAAGUAAGCAAGAGAGUUGGCCAUUGUGGGAACAGGAAGAACAGCUGCACACCUCACUCUUAGUAAGAAGUCAAUCAUUUGUAAUAAGCCCAUUUUCAGUUUUUAAAAAAACUUUUGCAAGGAAUAUUCAGUGUGUUUUUGUGUGUUGGUUUUGUGAGCAAUUUUUAAAAUUAGAAUAAACUUGUAUUGCCUUUCUUUAAUGGUUA